ACUGGUGUCCCUCCCAGGCAUGGAGCUUGGGCCCCAGGUUGCCCUGCAAGGAGUGUGAGUGAUCACACAGGUGGCUGAGGGCUGGCAUGCCUGAGGCCUGCCCAGCCUGAGUCACCUAGUGCUGUUGUUGUCCUGGUCCUUGUUGUAGUUUCUGCUCAGCUUCAUAGACCUCUGUGGAAACAACAGCAGUCCAGUCCCUUCAACCUCUCAAGAGAAGCUGCAGCCUGGCCUGAUGGUGAGACGAAUGGGGUGGGGGGGGAGCAGGAGGCAGCGGGGGCGGUGGGGAGACUUGGGGCCCAGCUCAGUGCCUCUGCUCCCUAUGGCACUGCCACUGCCUGCUUCUCCAUGUCGGGGACUUGGGGGAGGGAGGAUCUCUGUCUUCUCUCGGUCCCCUGCCCCUCAUACAAGAAGCUGCUCCUCUUCAAUGUUCCCCACUGCCUCAGGGUCCCCCUGCCUGGUGAUUCAGGAGGCAGGGGCUUCUCAGCCUCCACACAAUGCCUUACCCACCCCAGCCACACCCCCAAUACAGGCCCAUCCCACAAUGACACACACCUCCACUUCCCCCUCGUGGGGGUCCCACUCCACCCCACCCCUGGCCUCGGUCACUCCCCCUCCCUCCUGCCGGUGCCCCCAGGACCAUCCUGGGCUGCGGAUAGGCCCUCUGAUCCCUGAGCAGGAUUAUGAACGGCUAGAAGACUGUGACCCUGAGGGGUCUCAAGACUCACCCAUUCAUGGGGAGGACCAUCAACCCUUGCUUCAUGUACCUGAAGGACUUCGAGGCUCCUGGCAUCACAUCCAGAACCUGGACAGUUUCUUCACCAAGAUUUACGGCUAUCAUCAGCGGAAUGGCUUUGCUUGUAUCCUGUUGGAGGAUGUCUUCCAGCUAGGACAGUUCAUUUUCAUUGUCACCUUCACAACCUUCCUCCUUCGCUGCGUGGAUUACAAUGUUCUCUUCAACAACCAACCAAAGAACCAUACAAGACCUGGACCACUGCACAGCAAAGUGACCUUGUCAGAUGCCAUUUUACCCUCGGCCCAGUGUGCAGAAAAGAUCCACAGUAGUCCCCUGUUGGUCUUCCUCCUAGUCCUGGCUGCUGGCUUCUGGCUGUUCCAGCUGCUUCGCUCGGUCUGCAACCUCUUCAGCUACUGGGACAUCCAGGUGUUUUACAGGGAGGCCCUGCACAUUCCCCCAGAGGAGCUCAGCUCGGUACCCUGGGCCGAGGUGCAGUCUCGCCUCCUGGAGCUUCAGAGGAGCGGUGGGCUGUGCGUGCAGCCGCGGCCGCUGACGGAACUGGACGUCCACCACCGCAUCCUGCGCUACACCAACUACCAGGUGGCGCUGGCCAACAAGGGUCUGCUGCCUGCCCGCUGCCCACUGCCCUGGGGAGGCAGCGCCGCCUUCCUCAGCCGCGGCCUGGCGCUCAACGUGGAUUUGCUGCUCUUCCGUGGUCCCUUCUCGCUCUUCCGCGGGGGCUGGGAGCUUCCCGAAGCCUACAAGCGCAGCGACCUCCGGGGCGUCCUGGCCACCCGCUGGCGGCGCACUGUGCUGCUGCUGGCCGCCGUGAACUUGGCGCUGAGCCCGCUGGUGCUGGCCUGGCAGGUACUGCACGCCUUCUACAGCCACGUGGAGUUGCUGCGGCGCGAGCCGGGCGCCUUUGGGGCGCGCCGCUGGUCCCGCCUGGCCCGCCUACAGCUGCGCCACUUUAACGAGCUGCCGCACGAGUUGCGUGCGCGCCUGGGCCGUGCCUACCGCCCGGCCGCCGCCUUCCUGCGUGCAGCCGAGCCCCCUGCGCCCCUGCGCGCGCUGCUGGCCCGCCAGCUGGUCUUCUUCUCCGGAGCGCUCUUUGCCGCACUGCUAGUGCUCACCAUCUACGAUGAGGACGUGUUGGCCGUGGAGCAUGUGCUCACUACCAUGACGGCGCUCGGGGUCACAGCCACUGUGGCCAGGUCCUUCAUUCCAGAGGAGCAAUGCCAGGGACGUUCCUCCCAGCUCCUGCUGCAGGCGGCCCUGGCACACAUGCAUUACCUCCCAGAGGAGCCUGGUGCGGCGGGUGCUCGGGCCAGCUCUUACUGGCAGAUGGCGCAGCUGCUUCAGUACCGAGCAGUCUCCCUCCUGGAAGAGCUCCUGUCUCCACUCCUGACCCCGCUGUUUCUGCUCUUCUGGUUCCGCCCCCGAGCUCUGGAGAUUAUUGACUUUUUUCAUCACUUCACCGUUGAUGUGGCUGGUGUUGGGGACAUCUGUUCUUUUGCCUUAAUGGAUGUGAAGCGCCAUGGGCAUCCUCAGUGGCUUUCAGAGGGACAGACAGAGGCCUCACUCUCUCAGCGUGCAGAGGACGGAAAGACCGAACUCUCCUUAAUGCGGUUUUCCCUGGCACAUCCACAAUGGCAGCCACCAGGGCACAGCUCUAAGUUCCUUGGACACCUUCGGGGCCGGGUACAACAAGAUGCAGCUGCCUGGGGUGCUCCCUCGACACGCAGCCCCCCCACUCCAGGGGUGCUCAGUGACUGUACAUCCCCUCUGCCAGAAGCCUUCCUGGCCAACCUCUUGGUGAAUCCCCGCCCACCCCAGAGGGACCUGAGUCCCACAGCUCCCUGCCCAGCAGCCACAGCCAGCCUCCUGGCCUCUAUUUCACGCAUGGUCCAGGACCCCAGCUGUGUGUCCCCAGGAGGCACUGGGGGCCAGAAGCUGACUCAGCUCCCAGAGCUUGUUUCUGCUGAGAUGAGCCUCCAUGCCAUUUACCUACAUCAGCUUCAUCAACAGCAGCAGCAGGAACUAUGGGGAGAGGCUUCAGCUUCCUCCCCAUCCAGGCCCUGGUCCAGCCCUUCACAGCCAGGCUCACCUGAUGAGGAGAAGCCAUCUUGGUCAAGUGAUGGCUCCAGUCCUGCUUCCAGCCCAAGACAACAGUGGGGGACCCAGAGGGCCCGGAAUCUCUUCCAAAAGGGUUUCCAGGAGACCACAGACACCCAGAAGGAGCCCCCAACAGGCUCCUUGCACUGACUGAGGAUGCCUCAGGUUCUGGCUUUUCCAGCUGCAGGAAAUUGGAUGGGUGGCAUGGAAGGACACUUGAAGCCAUCUUCUAAGCCCCACUUCUAUUUCAGAUGACAGGCUCAGGAUAUUUUAGUUGGCUAUACCUGGGUGUCAAAGAGGAGCUUGCCCCAAGAACAGUGAAAGAGUAGGAGAUGACUGUGAGCUGAGGCAGCCUAUAGAUGGCUCUACAAGUAAGGAUAAGAGGCCAUUAGCCUGGCUAGUUGUGGAGCAGCUGCCUGGGAAGAAGGACCCCAGUGGCCUCAAGGUGGAGCAAGGGCCCAGGCGUGGUCCAGCUCAGUGUUAGGGAGCAGUGAGGCCUGAAAGGCAGGGAAGUUGUUCCUGUUGGCCUCCCCUUUGAGUUCCUGUGGGACUAAGGGUGGGGAAUAUGGAGACGGUGAGUGGAAAAACCAGAGAGGGCUGCUGGUUUUGGACUUCAGACUGCUGUGAUAUCAGGAGGAAGUGGGUGGGACUUCCCAUCCUGUGCUAAACAAGCAGCAGAAUUUGCUCAUGGCUGCACUGCACAUCUUUGCCUGGGAAUUCUGGCGUGCCCCACUUCUGGAAGCUGAGGGCUGCACCUGUUCACAGAACUGUCUGUGCCUGGUUAGAAACUUUUUUUUUUUUUUUCUUUCCAGAGUACUGGGUUACAGAGAGGUGUCUGGGACUCACUGUCAAAGAAUUACUAUCCCGACAUCUUUACACAUUAAAGCAUUGAACAA
Molecule: messenger RNA, 3744 nt
Organism: Arvicanthis niloticus (Nile rat)
Lineage: Eukaryota; Metazoa; Chordata; Mammalia; Rodentia; Muridae
Source: RefSeq, a predicted model, not a curated record